Fusarium venenatum is the source of this 288-nucleotide messenger RNA. The record is from RefSeq and is a predicted model, not a curated record. Lineage: Eukaryota; Fungi; Ascomycota; Sordariomycetes; Hypocreales; Nectriaceae.
AUGAGUAUUUCACCUCUGCCCGCAGUAAUGCUUCAAAAGAAAGUGAAGCAAAGCGAGGCCAGGUCGGUGGAGGUGCGUCUUGUAGUGGGAGGCUGCCCCAUACUUGCUCCUGAGCUCCCUAUGGCCACGUCCGUGCCUCCUGAGUUGUCGAGGAGAGGUGGGGCAAGCUAUCACGUGCAGAAAGCUUCUAUUUCAGAUACUCUACUAAUGAGACAAUCGCAGCCAGCUCAUAAAACAUUUUGGGGAGCGAAGAGAGCUGGAGGAGUUAUUUGUGGUAAUUGUUUGUAG